Panthera uncia (snow leopard) is the source of this 1118-nucleotide messenger RNA. RefSeq names its product chromosome F1 C1orf105 homolog (gene CF1H1orf105). The record is from RefSeq and is a predicted model, not a curated record. NCBI's taxonomy places the organism in Eukaryota, Metazoa, Chordata, Mammalia, Carnivora, Felidae. The transcript is spliced from 7 exons. Bases 337 to 888 code for a protein of 183 amino acids.
UUCCCAGGGAGAACUGUUACGGACUUCAGUGCUGAAGAAGCCACUUAGGUUCUAGAACCGAAAUUAUCCAGUGCAAGCUAACAUUCCAGAACAUGGUGACUCUGACCUCUGACAAAGAAAGGAACAACAGAACUCAUUUCGGCCAAUCAGAAACCAAAGUUUUCAUUUCUAAGUGUUGGCUGAGGAGAGGCCAGCGGAACUGAAACUGAAGUAGUCCGUGCCCUUUGCCUUGGCUUCUGACAGAAAGGCUUUAGAAUCAGAAGGCAGCACCCUUACUGGAAGCAGUGAGGGAGGUCCCCCCAGUCUCCAGCUAGAAGAAUCCAGGACAUCUGAGAGAUGGAGAAAAGAGAACUGAAGGUUUCUGUGCCAAAAUUUGACAAGAUCCCUUGGCUUAGUGAGGCCAGCCGCAGCAACAAGCCACUGGUGCUCAGCCUUCCCAAAAGGUCUCCUCACGCCUCUGCAUUUCUGGUUUCAUCUAAGAAGGAUACGCAUUUGCCUAUUUUGUUUCAAGUUCCAGAUGUCUUAUCUAAGGCCGGGAGGGACAAGAGUAACCCCAUGCUGAUCAGAAGCAAGCAGCUAUGCUCCACAUGUCAAGAAAUAAAAAUGGUACAACCAAGAACUUUGAUAAUCCCUCAUAAUCUGAAGCUAUCCUUUGAGAAUUUAAUGAGUCAUAGAAUGAUGAGUCUUCCUCCACCAAAAGCCAAGACUGAAUCCAAACAUUCCUGUAAUGACAUCUCAACAGAGAGCAUUCACUACAGACUGCCCAUUCUGGGCCCCAGGACAGCUGUCUUCCACGGACUGUUGGCAGAUACCUACAAAUCUCUGCGGGAGACACAGCUCUCUUCCUUGCCUGGAAAGGAGCCGGUAGGCAAGACAAUGAGGCAAUGAGUGGCUGGAGCUCAUCCUCUUCCAGACUCACCAAGAGAAAACAAGUUAACCAAGCCUGUUUCUGACGCUAGCGCAUUCUCAUAAAUACCCACCUGUCGCCAAAAAGGUGACUCACUUUUGCCUUCCUGGGAGUUGCUAGAAUUCUAGCUCUUGACAAUCUUCUUCUCACUUUUCCUAAAGACAAGUGGUCUAAUUUACAAGAUGAUAAAGACUUGCUGAUUCAAGUGGAA